Molecule: messenger RNA, 1525 nt
Organism: Triticum aestivum (bread wheat)
Lineage: Eukaryota; Viridiplantae; Streptophyta; Magnoliopsida; Poales; Poaceae
Product: homeobox protein knotted-1-like 2
Exons: 6
Coding region: 165-1049 (294 amino acids)
Biological process (GO): regulation of DNA-templated transcription
Cellular component (GO): nucleus
Molecular function (GO): DNA binding
Source: RefSeq, a predicted model, not a curated record
UCAUCCACUCCGCCCGUCCCUCCCACCCCCACCAACCAAAACCCACAACCGCCGAGGUCGUUGCGCAUCCCCUCCCCCCCGAGCGCCUCCGCCCCCACCCCCGCCCCCGCCUCCGCCUGCCCCCCUCCCCCUCGCCACCCGACGACGCGGCGACGGAGGGCUCGAUGUCGUUCCACUACCCGGACCACGGGCUCGCGAUGGACGCGGCGGCGGCCGCCGCCUCGUCGCCAAACCCUAGCUUCUCACCCGGCGGCGGCGGCGGGGAGAGGGAGAAGGCGGCCAUCGCGGCCCACCCGCUGUACGAGCGGCUCCUGGAGGCCCACGUCGCCUGCCUCCGCGUCGCCACCCCCGUCGACCAGCUCCCCCGCAUCGACGCGCAGAUCGCGGCCCGCCCGCCCCCGCUCGCCGCCGCCGCCGCGGCCGCGGGCGGGCCCUCCGGUGGCGAGGAGCUCGACCUCUUCAUGACACAUUAUGUAUUGCUUCUCUGUUCAUUUAAAGAACAACUCCAGCAGCAUGUACGUGUUCAUGCAAUGGAAGCAGUGAUGGGUUGUUGGGAGCUUGAACAAUCCUUACAAAGUCUAACAGGGGCAUCUCCUGGUGAAGGCACUGGGGCGACUAUGUCUGAUGAUGAAGAUAACCAAGUGGAUAGUGAGGCCAACAUGUUUGAUGGAAACGAUGGGUCAGAUGGUAUGGGCUUUGGUCCCCUGAUAUUGACCGAGGGUGAACGGUCUUUGAUUGAACGUGUUCGACAUGAGCUGAAGAGUGAGCUUAAACAGGGGUACAAAGAAAAGCUGGUUGAUAUCAGGGAGGAGAUCAUGCGCAAGAGGAGAGCUGGUAAACUUCCCGGGGAUACUGCAGCUACAUUGAAAGCCUGGUGGCAAGCUCAUUCCAAGUGGCCGUACCCUACCGAAGACGACAAGGCUCGCCUGGUGCAGGAGACGGGGUUACAACUGAAGCAGAUUAACAAUUGGUUCAUCAACCAACGCAAAAGGAACUGGCACAGCAGCAACACAGCUUCCUCUAGCGAAAAGACCAAGAAGAAAAGGUAAUGACGGCACGGAGCAAUCGUGGUAGACCGGGUCCCAGAUGAAACAAACUAGAUGUAAACUAUACUUUUAUCAUGAAGAUUGCUGCAGUAUAUUCUCUCCCUCUCCUCUUUCUUUCUGGUGGGGCAACUAGAUACGAAGACGACCCGUUCACAAGCAAGUUCAAAGGCAAAGAAGGUAUCAAUAAUAGUUGACCAAAGGUGGUAGCGACUCCGGAUGUACAGUGUGAGUGUUUUGCUGAUGUAAUUUGUGUAAGCCUGUGUUGUAUAACCGAGGAACGGAAGGGGGCAUUGUGUUGGUGUAUGUACUUGUAUAUUCGAUUCAUCAUGUAACAAUAUGUUAGACAGACACGGAUUGGGUGUUCUGUGGGUGUGAUGCACGGUGUGGCAUGGUCUGGAACGAAACCGUUUUGUUUGAGAUGUAUUGGAAGUGUGGAAGGCUAAGUUAUGCAGUAGUAUUUGUAAGCUCAUGCAUACGGA